This is a messenger RNA of Lepisosteus oculatus (spotted gar), 2482 nucleotides long. It is a transcript of the gene nfe2l2a, whose product is annotated as nfe2 like bZIP transcription factor 2a. Gene Ontology annotation, molecular function: DNA-binding transcription factor activity, RNA polymerase II-specific; RNA polymerase II cis-regulatory region sequence-specific DNA binding. Gene Ontology annotation, cellular component: nucleus. Gene Ontology annotation, biological process: regulation of transcription by RNA polymerase II; cellular response to oxidative stress. NCBI's taxonomy places the organism in Eukaryota, Metazoa, Chordata, Actinopteri, Semionotiformes, Lepisosteidae. The record is from RefSeq and is a predicted model, not a curated record.
GGGCUUUCGGGAUCUGCUGGGGUUUCCGUGUGCUUUCGUAUGACUUGAAGCAUUUUCUAACACAGAAGAGAUACAUGCCUUACGAUCUAGUGUGUUUGAUAGUUGUCAUUUCAUAUAGUGGCGAGGGGACACACUGACACUUAGGAUAUUGGGUGUGUUGUAAGGGAGGAAAGGAUUACAACUCGCUACCGUGAUGGAGAUCGAGCUGCCAAAAUUGCAUCAGAGUCAACAGGAUAUGGACCUGAUUGACAUCCUCUGGAGGCAGGACAUUGACCUGGGCGCAGGCCGGGAAGUUUUCGAUUACAGCCACCGACAGAAGGAGCACGAGCUCGAGAAACGGAGAAAGCUUGAAGAGGAGAAGCAAGAGCAGCUCUUGAAGGAGCAGGAGAAAGCCCUGCUCUCUCAGCUGCAACUGGAUGAAGAGACAGGAGAGUUUGUUCCCCGGCCACCACAGAGCACUCAACCUGAAACUACAACAGCACCCACAGAGGCCCCACAGAAUGUCCUUUUCUCAGAAGAAGAAGGAGAGUCGUUGUCAUUUGACGAAUGUAUGCAGUUGCUUGCAGAGACAUUCCCUUUGGUAGAAGACAUUCAGCCUUCAACACCGUCACUGGAUUCUGCGGUCACACUUGGGGCAGGGAGCAGCCAGGUCUUAAUGGCACCCCACCAGCCACAGCAAGUUCAUCCUUCUCUACUCACCUCCUCACUGCCUGAACAGAAAACUGUUCAAGACUUGGAGCAGGCUUGGCAGGAGUUACUUUCCAUCCCAGAGCUGCAGCAGUGCCUUAGUAUGCCACUCGAAGACAUGACUGAUUUGACAGGCUACACAACCACAAACAAGCCUCCAGAGCUACAGAAUGCAAAUUACAACUACUACAUGUCCAACCCUGAUGAAGUUGGAGCAAACACACCAGAUACUCUGUGCCCUUCGGGAUUUCUCAACACAUUUGAAAACUGCUAUACCAAUCUUGUUCCCCCGGAGAACCUCAACCAGAUGACACUGAAUGUCUCAGAUCUAGGCGCAGCCUUCAACACUGAUAACUUCUGUGAUGUGUUCUAUCCUGACCUUCAACUCAACUCAAAAGCACAUGGUAACAUUCCGCCAGCAAGCACUGGAAACAGCCCACAGGCUGAAGUUCAGAGUGGGCCACCACCAAAACCAAUGGACAUCACCGAGUUUACACCGGGGGAUGGUUUUGAGAACAGCAAGCCUCAGAAACUGACAGAAUUUCAUGAUUCUGACUCUGGGCUGUCAAUGGAUUCAAGUCCUAAUGCGGCCUCACCACAGAAGUCCUCUAUUUAUGGUGACACAUCCUUUGGGUAUAGUGAUUCUGACCUUGAAGAGAUGGACAGCGAUUCUGGGAGUUCCCCAUCCGAGCACACAGAGAUGUUCCCGAUGUCAUAUCACAUGGACGGCUAUCAAGUACCACCUUCUACUCCUCCACAGGCAGGUGAGUCACUCAGCCUCACAUCGAAAUUACAGAAGAAGGAGCUGCCAGCAAGCCCUGGGCAUAGCAAGCCUCCGUUUACCAAAGACAAGCAAAAAAGCCGCGCAGAAUCUCGUCUCUCACGAGAUGAGCAGCGAGCGAAGGCACUUCAGAUCCCUUUCUCCGUUGACAAGAUCAUUAACCUUCCUGUGGAUGACUUCAACGAAAUGAUGUCCAAGCAGCAGCUCACUGAAGCACAGCUGGCUCUGAUCCGGGACAUACGCAGACGGGGCAAAAAUAAGGUGGCGGCGCAGAACUGCCGCAAGCGCAAAAUGGAAAACAUCGUGGGACUGGAGUACAACCUCGACUCGCUGAAAGAGGAGAAAGAGCGGCUCCUGAAGGAGAAGGGGGAGCACGACAAGAACAUCCGGCAGAUGAAGCAGCAGCUGAACAGCCUCUACCUGGAGGUCUUCGGUAUGCUUCGCGACGAGGAUGGCAAGCCUUACUCGCCCAGCGAAUAUUCGCUGCAGCAGACAUCUGAUGGCAGCGUUUUCCUUGUUCCCCGUAGCAAAAAAACAGUUCUGAAGAAAGAAGUGAAUUAGCGCUUCUCUGCAUACAUGGACAUUAUUUUUAUACUGCAAAGUUGUGAUAUCUGUACCAAUUAUGCUCUAAUAACACUAUGCAAAAGAAAAAAAAGUCCUUUUUAGCCAUUAAAUUGCUUUCAGACAAUGUAACAGCAAAAUUAACAUAUAGUAUAUGCAUACUGUAUAUUAGUAUGCUGAUGUCUUAAUUUUCCAAAUCUACUUUUUCUUUUGUACUGCUGUUUUUUUUUAAAUGUUUCCGUUCCUUGGUAUGGUUUGUAAAUACAUUUCUAUCUCAUUUGCUAUUGAACUAUGAAAUUUAUAGCACAUUUUAGUAUGCUAAUGAUUUUGGUUUUGUUGCCAGUCAUGGUAUAACUUUAAAAGUCUUUUCUAAAUGAUUUCCAAAUUAACUGUUCAACUGCAGUUUAUUUCCUUUGUGCUUUAUAAAAAAAAUAAACUAUUUACUGUAAAUGG